GGGCCCUGGAACUUCAUGGGGAAAUUUAACUCUGCUGUAUUUCAGUUUUAUUUUUUCAGCAGCUAUUUAUCCUACUUGGGAUUUACACAGCCCAGCGCCAUCAGGCAAACCUUUUUCUCCCCUAAAAUUGCAUUCUGAUGAAGUCAUACGGAAGCGACUCUUAAUUGAUGGAGAUGGCGCUGGUGAUGAUCGGAGGAUUAAUUUGCUAGUGAAAAGUUUCAUUAAGUGGUGCAACUCUGGAUCCCAAGAAGAGGGAUAUAGCCAGUACCAACGUAUGCUUAGCACCCUGUCUCAAUGUGAAUUUUCAAUGGGCAAAACUCUGCUGGUAUAUGAUAUGAAUCUCAGAGAAAUGGAAAAUUAUGAAAAAAUUUACAAAGAAAUAGAGAGUAGCAUUGCUGGAGCACAUGAAAAAAUUGCUGAGUGCAAAAAGCAGAUUCUUCAAGCAAAACGAAUACGAAAAAAUCGCCAAGAAUAUGAUGCUUUGGCAAAAGUGAUUCAACAUCAUCCAGAUAGACAUGAGACAUUAAAGGAGCUAGAAAUUCUGGGAAAAGAAUUAGAACAUCUUUCACAUAUUAAAGAAAAUAUUGAAGAUAAGCUGGAUUUGAGACGGAAGCAAUUUUAUGUUCUUCUUAACACCAUUCAUGAACUUCAGCAAACACUGGAAAAGAUUUAUUCAGGACUGCACCAAGAGAAGAAUCCCUACAGGGAAUUUUUAAUCAAGAGAGGAACAAAAUCAGAAGCAGCAGCAGGUACAUGGGAAACAGACACUUUUCAGUUUGUACUUCCUCAUGGUUCUCUUGGAUAUCCUCUGAAACUGCUUAGAAGACUGAAGAAUUUCAUCCCCUAGAAACUCACACUGUUGGAGCUCUGCAUAUCUUUGUGCCAGAAGCUUCAUGGAUUUAUCAGUCACUGCUUCUAUGAGAUCAUCCACCUAUUGACAGAUGCAAAGAAAUGAAGCCAUGGGUUGCAAAACCAAAGUGAUAGUUGCUUUUCCUGAGAGAUGAGUUCAGGAAUUGAUGGAUAUUUUACAAGUCCCAAAGCAUUAUUCUACUUAAAGUCAUAGCAAACAGAGCUUGAAAAUAUGCAUUUACCACCUAGUGGUAAAGACGAUCUCAUUUCUUCUCAAAGGAAAAGCCCAUGUGUAUACCUUCAUUUUAAUGCAAUCCACUUAAUAUUUAUUAGGUACACAGCAUAGUCUUACAUGCUCUUAGCCAUUCCUUAGCCUCUCAGAAUGCCCCCCACUAACAUUACUUCUUAAUGCUGGCUGUUAAUUAUGUUCCUUAUUCAUGCUCUCUGGCUGGGCUGUGUGUUCAGUUAGGACUGAAGCUUGAUGCUUAGGAAAAGUUUUCAUCCACUACCUGCAUUUGAAGCUUUCGUACUGUCAAAUCUGAUUUGGGGAGGAUGUGUUCCAUGCCACGUUUCUUUCUUUUUAAUGCUGGAAAGUGUGGUCUCUUUUUUGAUGAAUAUGGUGCCUAUUGUAAAAAUGCAAAAGUAUACCAUAUUAGGAAAUACCAAUGUUAUUUUUGUGAUGACACAUAAAUAAGAAUUGUUACCCUUUGGACAUUCUUUUCCAAAGUGAUCACUUGCCACAUAGCAUCACUGGCUUGGAGUCUUAUUCACACGCCUCAUGUAUCUCCUUUGUGCCCCAAGCUCUCUUUGAAGAGAUUCAUAGGGUGCAGAGAAAUGAGAUUGGCUCUGAAGGAAUAUAUAGAGUCAGGAUUAAAAAAUAGGUCAUUCGUAAGGAGAAGAAGAAAUUACUGUGUAGAUGCUGAGCACAGGGAGAAUGUGGAGCUGUUGUGGACCAGUGCCCCAGAAAGCUCAUUAUCACUAGAUCCAGUUGUUAAUUUGCUCUUGUUUCUGCAGGUUUCCUUAUUUUCACGGGUAUCAUGUUUCUGAACAUAAACACAAGCACUGGAUUCUCUUUUUGCCCUAUGCCUGACACUUUUCCCAUUGUCCCUGGCUUACUGGCUGCAAUUACCAAUCCUAACGGUUGCUUCUGGAGACCAUUCAGUCUUGGCUCUGAGCUAGUAUGCCAUUUUAGACUUAGUGAGUUCAUCCUUUCUUCUCCUGGUGCUUAAUAAUUAGCACUGGGGUAAUUCUGAAAUCUACACAGAGCAAGAUGGUAGACCAUGUUUGGAGUUUAUCCUUUGCCUGAGGAGAAUGCUUAGAAAUAAACUACCACCUGUGCUGCCAGCCUGCUCUGUCUGAGUGACAUUUUCAGAGCCUUCCUUCAUCUAUCUAAAGUAAGACUCCAAUUUGUUCCUGUCUUUUUUAUUUGUGCUUAAUUUUUAGUUGUGUUUGUUUCUUGGUCUUAUUGUAUAGUUCUUACACUUGGAGUCCUCUUAAGGCUGGACAUGGUAA
Messenger RNA from Dipodomys ordii (Ord's kangaroo rat), 2361 nucleotides. It is a transcript of the gene Thoc7, whose product is annotated as THO complex 7. The transcript is spliced from 8 exons. Lineage: Eukaryota; Metazoa; Chordata; Mammalia; Rodentia; Heteromyidae. Gene Ontology annotation, cellular component: THO complex part of transcription export complex. The record is from RefSeq and is a predicted model, not a curated record. Gene Ontology annotation, biological process: mRNA processing; mRNA export from nucleus. The coding region runs from base 275 to 847 and encodes 190 amino acids.